GCCCUGUGGCAGCAGCAUGGACCCUGGAGGAUGGUGAGCUGCUGUCUGUCAGUCUGUUUGACCACACCCAUGUUCCUGCCCUAACCUCUGAGGAUCAGACCCUCCCUCCUUGAGAUGUCACACAGCCUGCUAUGUACCUGGGUGUGCACAAUGGCCAAAUGUAUGUCCAGCUGUCAUCCAAGAUGGCUGCUGAGGUAGACAUGGUGGCUAAAGCUAAACUCCUCAUGGACAAGAAACUGCCCAUGGCCAUUCCUAGGGUGUCAUGGAGACCAUACCUGGCAACCUCUGACACCAGGACACCCAUCCUGCUGACCGGUGGACAGUCCCCCCCUCUCCUGACCUAUGAACCCGACUUGGACAGGCCACCCAUUGACCAUCCCACAGGCAACGUGGACUAUCCCUAUGACAAUGGGUAUUACCUGUUUUCGGAUGACCCAAACUGCUGUCCACUAGAGGAGGCAAAGGAAAGACAUAGGAGGAGCGUGGAGCAGAACUCUUCAUCUAACAAAAAACUUGUGGUGGAGGAUGACAUUGUUGUACAGGUGCUCAGCUGGUGGCAGGAGAUAGUGGCCAUCAGCGUCGUCACAUCUGGCAUCAUACUGCUCUUCCAGAACUUCAGGAAAAAAGACAUGAAGGUGAGGGAGGCUGAUAAUGCAUGCAAAGCGACUUUAAUGUCAUGGACUUACCUGCCAGACAAUAUCCUUGUUGCAAACAUCAUCAAUGCGAAGUCAGUAGCCUGUGCUGCAAAGGGUACUGUCAAGUGCACCAGCUGUGACAACCUGCUAGAGGCCUCACACCGCUGUUUGGACUGCCAGAGGUUCCUCUGUGUCAACUGUCAUGCUGCUCACAAGCACAUGCAGAUUUUCCGCAGGCACAGAAUGCAAGACAUUUCUGAGUUCUUCUGCCAACAACAGGCUCAGAAGAGGCCAUUGUACUGCACUAAACACCAGGGGGAGAUCCUGGAACUUUUCUGUGAGACCUCAGGGAUGUUGUGCUGUAGCAAAUGUGUAGAGGAGAACACAACAAUCCCUAGGAAUAACUACAAGUCCCCAGAUGAGAUAGCAGUGAGCUACAGGAAGACUCUACGCUCCAGUAUCACUGGGCUGGAAAAGAAACUAAAGAGUUUGGAGGGUGAAAGGGACAGGUUCGACAGGGCCUUGUCACUUCUUCUGGAGAAACAGAACCGGGCAGAGGCAGAAAUUGUCAGGUCUACCUCUGAGCUUAUAAGCAAGGUUGAGGAGGCUAAACAGUGUUGCCUGGCAGAGUUGUCCAGUAUUGUGGAUGAGAAGAGAGCAUUGCUGGUGGAGACUAAGGAGGACAUGCUCCAGCACUACUGCAGGGGAGAACACAGCUGCUCACAGGCACGCAGCUUCCUGGCCCUGGCUACAGACGCAGAGCUGCUGUGUCUGAUGGACACGUUUCAACAGAGACUUGAGGAGCUGACCAGCUAUGAUGUACGGUGUGACCUUGAGAACACCUUGUCCUUGUACUUCCACUCUGCAGAGGUUAGUGUAGAAACCCUGAAGAACAACCUGGGAUAUCUUCAGACUGGCUCGGUUGUCCCACAAGAUGUGCUAGCAGCAGGAGAUGGCAUUGCCCUGGCAACAGCUGGGGAGGAGGAGAUGGUUACCAUAGCAACAGGGUGUGACCAUGUGAGGACCAUGAUCAGUUCCAUCUGUGCUGAGGUGGUGGAUCCAGUGGGCGUGGUCACCCAGGCUACCAUCCAUGACAACUUCAACGGCACAUACUCGCUCUACUACAUGCCACAGCUUGCGGGGCCGCACAGGUUAUCUGUGAAGAUCCGUGGCCACCACAUCCGAGGAAGCCCUUUCUCUGUUCACGUCAUUCCAGCUGCUAAUGACGACUCACACAGACAUACUUCCUCCCAGACAUCACCCCUGAAACCUGCUAAAGAGACUGCCUUGACACCAGGAGGAAGGAAGACUGAAAUAAGCUCCCGUAGAUGGAGUCAGGAGGGGAAAAAAGAGGCCAUCAACAGGAUUACUAAACAUUUGGGGAAGCUAGAUGUCCAAGACUUCAAGGCUAAAGGACACGAACAGUCAGAAAAGCUUCACACAGAUGAAAGGAAACGCCUGUCUGUGGGUGAUCCAAGCCUACAGAAGGACAAAGUUAGUGCUGAAACUCUGGCUGUUGAUAAACUGAGGUCCAGGUCUGAUGACAACAGGAAAACAGAUGACAGAAUGACUGAGGGUGAGGAAGUAGCCAGUGUCAGCAGCAGCUGUGGCAGCCCUAUAAAAUCUGACUCUGAUGCAAACAACAACCGAUCGGCGAUUCCGUGGGUCGGGCCACGACGGAAGGUGAACUUGGACGGGGCACGGUCGCUGAGUCGCCACUCGUCUCCUGAGAAAAAUGGCAUAAAAACAUGCAGCAGUGAUGGUGACGAGGACAAUCAGGGUACAGACAGUUCCUGUGGGAAGUCCAGGUUAGCCAACACUUUCACGUUCCGUAAGCUCUACUCAGACAUAGAGCAAGAGGAGAGGAAGGCAGACACAGAGAAGAAGGAAGCUCCAAAAAUCCCGCAGCCAAAGUUCCAUCUUCCCAGCCCGCUCUUCACUUUUGAUGGAUCCAAUAACAUGCCCGUCACCUCAGAUACUGACAACGCUCCUGUUGUCAAUGGUGACGUAAAGUCUGAGAAGUUGACAGAAGCAAACAUUGAUGACUCCAAGGUAUCUGGCUGUGAGCUGAACUCAACAGGGAGCACCCCAGUGAAGAAGACAGAGGAAAAGACUGUGGUCAAUGGAAGUGUGAACAAAACUUUAAAGAAAGCUGAUACUUCGUCAGGGAAAGAUGUUAAGCCCAAGCCAAUGUUCCGUAUUGAUGACUUGAUGCCAAAAGGGAAGCUGUGGAAGAGCACCACCGGCCAGCUGGUGACCAGGUUUGGGAAUCGUGGCACACGAACUGGGGAGUUCAGCUUCCCCAUCGGGGUGGCGGUGGACUCUUAUGGGGGGAUCUUUGUCACAGACACUGGGAACAACAGGGUACAGGUGUUUGAUGGAGAAGGACACUUCAAAUUCAAGUUUGGUACUAUUGGUGGCCGUGACGGGGAAUUCCUGCGUCCAUCUGCCAUCGUGGUGACCCCAGCGGGAGACAUUGUUGUGAAGGAUGAUAAAAAGAUUCAAGUGUUUGACAGUGAGGGACGUUUUGUGCGGAGGUUUGGGGACAACGUGCUUCGGGCUCCGUUUGGGCUGGCACUCACCUCACAAGGACAUCUGGUCACAGUCAAUGCCCCAAGACAAGACCCAGCAGCUGUGUUGACCUUCACCUUGACAGGCGACCUGGUACAGAGGUCGCUGUUUGAACCUGUUCAAGGUCGACCCAACAAGCUGCGUUUCCUUGCCGUCAGUCAGCAGAACCUGAUUGUGUCAGACUUGGGUAACAACACUGUGUACGUCACCACACUGGACGGGAAGUCUGUGCUGCAGUUCGGAUCACGUGGGAUAGGGGACGGGCUGCUGAGUGAGCCAGCAGGGGUAGCCGUAGACUGGAGUGGCAACAUCAUCGUCGCAGACAGCAGGAAUUGCAGGGUACAGGUGUUCAAACCCAACGGGGACUUUUACUGCCAUUUGGACUUGGAUAAGAUUGUUCGUCCCUCAGACAUUGCUCUGACUAAUGAUGGAUAUCUGGUCGUGGUGAACUAUACCCAGCACAACAUCAAGAAAUACAAGCUGGGUGUAUAGAGGAGAAGUGCAGGAGGGUGCUCUUUGAUAAACAAAAUGACAGACAGCUUUGUUGGCAUGAUAGGUAAUUUAUCACACAUUUGAGCAGUAAAUACUUUUCUGCAUGACAUUCUACUAAGAUGGCACUGAUAAGGUAGAGUUGAACAGGUAAUAAGGUACGUCUCCUGUUCUAAAACUCAACUCUUUGUUUGCUUUUCUGCAUGGGAAGUUUGUUUGGGGCUUCAGGCAAUCAUGAUAGAAAAAGUUUCCAAUUAACAUUGUGCCAGACUCUUUAAUAAGCCCAAACUCGCAGAGUUACAGAUAUAAAGGUGUGUUGAUUGUAUUGUAGAGGAGUAGUACUGUAGAGUAAGUUGUGCUGUACUCAGGAGAGAUUAAGCAUUAUGUACUUAGUCUAUGUGAAGAAAGUCUGCAUCUUUAAAGCUAUUCAAAGGCACAGAGAAAAAGAUGGUAUGUUCUUCCUGAGUACAUUGUAGUUCAUCAUGUUAUGCUUGGAGAUUGAAUAAAGGUAUAUCUGAAGAUAUGUUAUGUUUACAACUUUGAAAAGAUAUUUGAAAUUUUUUUGGUAUGAUUUUUUUGUGCAGAUUGUAUGAAGCAGUUUACAGUUGGAAGAUUACCAAGGACAUGAGUUGUAAGAUGAAAAUGAUGACCUUGAAUCAUUAUUGGAAUGACACAAAAAGGUCCUUCAAGAAUCACACGAGGCAUAAUUAAGAAUUAGACCUCAAUCUGUCUUAAUGUCACUUUUCACUUACCAGACCAAUACACAUGAUGAUUCACGUCCCAUUGUGUUUGUUAUUUUGGGGAAAGCAAUGUAUUAGCCAGAGCAAUACAGGGUCAUAUUGUGUUGUCUGCCAAACCCACAACAACUGAGAAGGCGACUUUGCAAAGUUAAUACAACUUGAUGUAACUAACUAUCUUUGUUCGUGGUUUUGUUCAAUACAAAAUGUACUUGACAUUUUCAAGCAACCAAAUAGAAGUAAACCUUAUGUCAAAUUAUUUCAACUAACGCACACACAAGCACACACACAUGCACACACUGACUAGAUCAUAGAAUGUCUAAACUUGUCAUUCUUUCAGCAUUAUUCACAAGACAUUCUGUUGGUUUUGUUGUCAAUGUCAAUGCAUAAGUAUUUUUGUUAUGAUUUUUUUAUGUCCCAUUAUCUCACAGUAUUGAUAGGUUGAGUACACUCCAAGCUAUUACCAAGGACGUUAUUUGUUAAUGCUGGUUUGUAUGGUAGGUUAGGAUCAGGGUUACAAACUGUGACAGGAACAAAGGUGAAGAUGUAACUGUCAAAACGUAUUUAUUCCUGUUCUGUUUGUUGACUACUUUAGCUAUGAGAAUAAAUCGUUAUAUCCCAGA
Messenger RNA from Branchiostoma floridae (Florida lancelet), 5055 nucleotides. RefSeq names its product tripartite motif-containing protein 3-like. The transcript has 19 exons. Bases 132 to 3698 code for a protein of 1188 amino acids. Gene Ontology annotation, biological process: protein polyubiquitination; negative regulation of translation; proteasome-mediated ubiquitin-dependent protein catabolic process. NCBI's taxonomy places the organism in Eukaryota, Metazoa, Chordata, Leptocardii, Amphioxiformes, Branchiostomatidae. Gene Ontology annotation, molecular function: translation repressor activity; zinc ion binding; ubiquitin protein ligase activity. The record is from RefSeq and is a predicted model, not a curated record.